Molecule: messenger RNA, 861 nt
Organism: Strongyloides ratti
Lineage: Eukaryota; Metazoa; Nematoda; Chromadorea; Rhabditida; Strongyloididae
Exons: 2
Coding region: 1-861 (286 amino acids)
Source: RefSeq, a predicted model, not a curated record
AUGGAAAAUUACAAUAAAGAAGUCAAUGAAAUAUUAACCAUUAUAUUAUAUUUUGAUAAUAAGAAAAUAAAAAAAUAUACAAUUAAAGAUGGUUUUGAAAAUAUUAAUGCUUAUAAUUUAAAUUGUUUCCAUGCAUCUGAUAUGAUUGAUGAUUUUAAAGAAUUUAUUAUUUUAACUGAAUCUAAAUAUAAUUAUGAUGAAACUGUUGACGAUAUCUUAGAUUAUUAUCAACGUCUUACAUUUCCUAUAACUGUUAACACAACAUAUAAAAAAAUAGAUUUAAAAAGUUUUAAGAAACAUGAAUAUACCGAGAAUAGUUAUCAACUACGUAUAUAUUCAAAGUCAGAUUGGCAAUUUAUUCUCACAUUUGAAGUAGAUAAAUUUAUUUCACUUGUAAAAAGUGACAUUGCAUCUCUUCUUAAUAUAAUAGAUAAAUUUAAACCAAUUAAUAUGAUAUUUGAAUUUCCUACUGAUAGUUUAUCAUUAAUUCAUAUAGCAAAAUUUAACUUUAACGAUUAUAAUGAUGAUGAUUUUUAUGAUGAACUUGAACAACUUUAUAAAAAUAUUAUACUAAUUUUUUCAACAAUUUAUUCCCAAAAUUUGUCAUGUCCUAAAUUUAGAAAUAGUAUUCUUAAAAUAUUAGAAUUUUUGAAACAUUAUACAGGGAUAUUAACUUUUGAAAUGGAAACUCGUGGAUAUCGCAUAUAUUACUACAUGGAAGAGUAUUUUAAAAUAAAAUUGCAAAAGAAUGUUAAUAAAAAUAAUAAUAACAUAAUAUUUAAUACUGUUAUUUUAUAUGAAAAAGAAAUUAAAAAACUUGAACCAGAAGUUUCUCAAUAUAUAGUUAAUUUAAAUUUGUAA